CUCUGCGGAAUCAGCAUGGCGGCCGGGACCCUGUACACGUAUCCCGAAAACUGGCGCGCCUUCAAGGCCCUCAUCGCCGCCCAGUACAGCGGGGCCCAGAUCCGGGUGCUCUCCACACCCCCCCAGUUCCACUUCGGCCAGACCAACCGCACCCCAGAAUUCCUCCGCAAAUUUCCUGCCGGCAAGGUCCCAGCGUUUGAGGGUGACGAUGGGUUCUGCGUGUUCGAGAGCAAUGCCAUCGCCCACUAUGUGAGCAACGAGGAGCUGCGGGGCAGCACUCCGGAGGCGGCCGCCCAGGUGGUGCAGUGGGUGAGCUUUGCCGAUAGCGACAUCGUCCCGCCAGCCAGCACCUGGGUGUUCCCGACCCUGGGCAUCAUGCACCACAACAAGCAGGCUACGGAGAACGCCAAGGAGGAGGUGAAGCGGGUCCUGGGCCUGCUGGAUGCCCACCUGAAGACCCGGACCUUCCUGGUUGGGGAGCGGGUGACGCUGGCGGAUAUCACGGUCGCCUGCACGCUGCUGUGGCUCUACAAGCAGGUUCUGGAGCCCCCGUUUCGCCAGGCCUUCCCCAAUACCAACCGCUGGUUCCUCACCUGCAUCCACCAGCCCCAGUUCCGGGCCGUCUUGGGGGACGUGAAACUCUGCGAGAAGAUGGCCCAGUUUGACGCUAAGAAGUUUGCCGAGAGCCAGCCCAAGAAGGAGGCUCCCAGGAAGGAGAAGGGGCAGCAGCGGGAGGAGAAGCAGAAGGCCCAGGCCGACAAGAAGGAGGAGAAGAAGGCGGCUCCGGCCCCCGAGGAAGAGCUGGAUGAGUGCGAGCAGGCUCUGGCCUCUGAGCCCAAGGCCAAAGAUCCCUUUGCUCAUCUACCCAAGAGUACCUUCGUACUAGAUGAGUUCAAGCGGAAGUACUCCAACGAGGACACCUUGACCGUGGCCUUGCCGUACUUCUGGGAGCACUUGGAUCGUGACGGCUAUUCCCUGUGGUACGCGGAGUACCGCUUCCCGGAAGAACUCUGCCAGACUUUCAUGAGCUGCAACCUCAUCACCGGAAUGUUCCAGCGACUGGAUAAGCUACGGAAGAACGCAUUUGCCAGCGUCAUCCUCUUCGGGACGUCCAACAACAGCUCCAUUUCCGGAGUUUGGGUCUUCCGGGGCCAGGAGCUGGCCUUCCCGCUGAGCCCGGACUGGCAGGUGGACUACGAGUCCUACACGUGGCGGAAACUGGAUCCCGGCAGCGAGGAGACGCGGAUCCUGGUCCGCGAGUACUUCUCUUGGGAAGGGGCGUUCCAGCACGUGGGAAAACCCUUCUGUCAGGGCAAGAUCUUCAAGUGAGCGCCGCCGCCGCCGCCGCCGCCUGCCCUCCUCCCCCGGGGAGGUAGCGGUCAUUAAAGGAAACCGAACACAAAA
Molecule: messenger RNA, 1404 nt
Organism: Tachyglossus aculeatus (Australian echidna)
Lineage: Eukaryota; Metazoa; Chordata; Mammalia; Monotremata; Tachyglossidae
Gene: EEF1G
Product: eukaryotic translation elongation factor 1 gamma
Exons: 10
Coding region: 16-1329 (437 amino acids)
Biological process (GO): translational elongation
Cellular component (GO): nucleus; cytoplasm
Molecular function (GO): translation elongation factor activity
Source: RefSeq, a predicted model, not a curated record